AUGGCGACCAUGGGGGUAACGGUGUUUUGCAAUAGAGUACAGAUAAACGGCAAUGAUCAAGAACAAUUGAUGUUGCUGCGAACGUUACAAGAUAAUGAGAAUAAUAUCAUAGGUAAUCAAUCAGCAUUGGCAGUCCCAAAAAGCAACACUAGCAGUAACGCAACGAACUCUACGACGGUGUUACCCCCGUACGAUCCUACCAGACUGAAAAAACACGGCAAGAAUGGACAACCACCUCCUGUCGCUGUUGCUCGAAGAAACGCCAGGGAAAGGAAUCGCGUGAAACAAGUAAACAAUGGAUUUGCUACCUUGCGGCAACACAUUCCGAGCUACAUUGCUGCAGGCUAUGGCGAUAGGGGUAAAAAGUUGUCGAAGGUAGAGACUCUUAGGAUGGCCGUCGAGUACAUCAGAGGCCUUCAGAGGCUCUUGGCAGAAGCUGACGGCGUUGAAUAUGACUCCAAGACUGUCGGCAUACAGUGCGCUCCUUCUCCAACUAGCAGCGUCAUCUCUUCGACUCAUAACGGCUCUGGCGAGAGACUUGUUCUCGAGGACGAUGUAUUAGCCGCAGAAGAUGACGAGAGGGAACAACUGGAAGAAGAAGAGGAUGAUGCCAAAUCAAAAAUUACAUUAUCCAGACUAUCUCCCAACCGGACUGCCAUUCCAUCCCCACGUGAUUACUACGCAUCUUCGGCAGGAGACGAAGAAAACUUAGAACCACGAACUAUACCUGGUGGACAAAAUUUCUCUAGAUUAUCGCCAAAUUCGGUGGCCUCGCCACCCUCGGAGUAUUAUGCUCAGAAUGAGGAGAAUUUAGAACCGCAGAUUCUAUCUCCCUACAGCGGUGCUGGAGACAGCGAAGAGGGUACGACGACUGUCUACGCGACUAGUCCGGAGACUUUCUCCGGAGCCCUCUACUACAAGCAAGAGAUCACCGAGACGGGGGAAUUCAUGGACGUAGUCAGCUGGUGGGAACAGGAACAGGGAAGACUCGUUCAUCAACAGCACACGCAACGGCUGACGCACGUGUAA
Cyphomyrmex costatus is the source of this 1029-nucleotide messenger RNA. RefSeq lists its product as uncharacterized. Gene Ontology annotation, molecular function: DNA-binding transcription factor activity, RNA polymerase II-specific; RNA polymerase II transcription regulatory region sequence-specific DNA binding; protein dimerization activity. The coding region runs from base 1 to 1029 and encodes 342 amino acids. Lineage: Eukaryota; Metazoa; Arthropoda; Insecta; Hymenoptera; Formicidae. The record is from RefSeq and is a predicted model, not a curated record. Gene Ontology annotation, biological process: regulation of transcription by RNA polymerase II. Gene Ontology annotation, cellular component: RNA polymerase II transcription regulator complex. The transcript has 2 exons.